GACGUAAUCAUGGGAACUUUCGCGUUAUGCAAAUCUGAAUGGAAAUAAUAUAACGCGUGAUAAUUUAGAGGUCAGCCGUCCUGAAUCUAUCCGUUUCUCAGAAUACCAGAGACCUCCCGGGAAAACUCGAAUUGAAUACGGUGAAACAAGAAAAACCGUGGAACAUGUCUUUGAGCAAAAUUAGUCUGAGGGCUCUCACGAGGAUCGCCUGCAGGAACCAAGCGAAGGCAUUCUCAAAUGAUUCGCCAACGUUUCCUGGAGCGGCGACAUCAUGGACGGAGAAACUAGAAUUCCUAACGCCGAAAACUUAUGGUCCAAUUCCGGUGUAUAGGGUGAUGGAUAGGAAGGGCAACGUUAUACAUUCGGAGCAGGAUCCAAAGCUUAGCGAGGAAAUCAUCACUAAAAUGUACAAGGACAUGACGAAGCUCAACGUAAUGGAUAAGAUUUUGUACGAAUCUCAGAGGCAGGGCAGGAUCUCAUUCUAUAUGACAAGUUACGGCGAGGAGGCAACGCACAUUGGAAGCGCGGCAGCUUUGGACUUGGAGGACCUUGUCUACGGACAGUACAGAGAGACGGGGGUGCUGGUUUGGCGUGGAUUUAAGUUAAGCCAAUUUAUGAACCAGUGCUACGGCAAUACCGAUGAUGUUGGCAAAGGGAGGCAGAUGCCCGUGCAUUACGGUAGCAAAGAUCUCAACUUCGUCACGAUAUCCAGUCCACUUACCACACAGCUACCGCAAGCAGUGGGCGCGGCCUACGCCCUCAAGGGCAAGAAUCGUGUCGUCAUUUGCUAUUUCGGCGAAGGCGCGGCCUCUGAGGGAGACGCCCACGCCGCCUUCAAUUUUGCAGCUACCCUUGAUUGUCCGGUCAUCAUGUUCUGCAGGAACAACGGUUACGCCAUUUCUACUCCUAGUCGGGAACAAUACGCCGGUGACGGUAUCGCUUCCAGAGGACCUGGUUAUGGAAUUCACACUCUCCGUGUUGAUGGAAACGACGUAUUCGCCGUCUACAACGUCACGAAGAAAGCCAAGGAAUACGCUCUGAAAGAAAACAAACCGGUCAUCAUUGAAGCUUUGACAUACAGGGUUGGUCACCAUUCCACGUCGGACGACAGCACAGCGUACAGACCCAAGGAAGAAGUGGAACACUGGUCCAAGACGGAAUCGCCCAUAAACAAGUUGCGAAUGCAUAUGGAGAGCAAAGGUCUCUGGGAUGAGACCAAGGAAAAGGCAUGGCUUGAAGAAGUUAAGAAGGACGUAAUGACCUCCUUCGCUGCCGCUGAAAAGAGACCCAAACCCAACUGGAAAGAAAUGUUCCAAGACGUUUACAAAUUUAUGCCUACCCACUUGAAGGAACAAAUGGAUCAAAUGGAGAAACACGUGGAACAAUACAAAGACAAAUAUCCGGUGAAAGACUAUGCUAAUUAAUUACAUCACAAUUAGGCAAUGCAAAUAUAUACAAUAACUAGAUAAUUUCAGGGUGGAAAGACUGUGGUCAAUAGACUAUUGUUUAUAUGUUAUUCAUGUAUGCAAUAAAUUAUUGUUAUUAUGAAAUA
Molecule: messenger RNA, 1552 nt
Organism: Nicrophorus vespilloides
Lineage: Eukaryota; Metazoa; Arthropoda; Insecta; Coleoptera; Silphidae
Gene: BckdhA
Product: 2-oxoisovalerate dehydrogenase subunit alpha, mitochondrial
Exons: 4
Coding region: 165-1424 (419 amino acids)
Biological process (GO): branched-chain amino acid catabolic process
Molecular function (GO): oxidoreductase activity, acting on the aldehyde or oxo group of donors, disulfide as acceptor
Source: RefSeq, a predicted model, not a curated record